Aspergillus melleus is the source of this 1689-nucleotide messenger RNA. It is a transcript of the gene fur4, whose product is annotated as nucleobase cation symporter-1 family protein. Gene Ontology annotation, biological process: transmembrane transport; nucleobase transport. Gene Ontology annotation, molecular function: nucleobase transmembrane transporter activity. NCBI's taxonomy places the organism in Eukaryota, Fungi, Ascomycota, Eurotiomycetes, Eurotiales, Aspergillaceae. The coding region runs from base 1 to 1689 and encodes 562 amino acids. The transcript has 5 exons. Gene Ontology annotation, cellular component: plasma membrane. The record is from RefSeq and is a predicted model, not a curated record.
AUGGCUCGAAUGAAGCAAUGGGUCGAGAAGCUCGAGGUGCCGUCGGAGCCUGGGCUGACCAACACGCAAUUAAUGUUGACCAACCAUGAUUUACGGCCAGUUGAACCCGAACGUCGCCAAUGGAGGUGGUACAAUUUUAUUGCUUUUUGGAUUGCAGACUCGUUGAAUAUUAAUACCUGGAUGAUCUCCUCGUCCAUGAUUGUGGAUGGACUAUCGUGGUGGCAGGCCUGGCUCUGUGUGUGGGUGGGCUACUUUAUGGCCGCGUGUUUUGUUUGCUUGACCGGUCGCAUCGGCGCGGUCUAUCACAUCUCCUUCCCUGUGGUCUGUCGGUCUACAUUUGGUAUCUGGGGAUCCUUCUGGCCUGUGUUCAACCGGGCGGCCAUGGCGGUAAUUUGGUACGGGGUCCAGGGCUACAUCGGAGGUCAAUGUGUGACCAUUAUGAUCAGCGCCAUUUGGCCCAGCUAUGCAAAUUUGCCCAACACUAUUCCCGCAAGCUCCGGAGUCGACACGAAGGGCUUUGUGAGCUUCUUCCUCUUUUGGCUCCUCUCGUUACCCGCGCUUUGGUUUCCCGUCCACAAGAUCCGACAUUUGUUUACCGUCAAGGCAAUCUACUCCCCCAUUGCGGCCAUUGCCUUCUUCGCCUGGGCCAUCAGCCGUGCCAACGGUAUUGGGCCGAUUGUGCACCAACCCAACACCGUGCACGGCAGCACACUGGCCUGGGCCGUGGUGAAAGCGAUCAUGAGCUGCAUGGGGAACUUUGCUACUCUAAUUGUCAAUGACCCCGACUUUUCGAGAUUUGCAUACAAGCCCAAGGAUGCCCUGUGGUCCCAGCUGUUUACCAUCCCCGUAGGCUUCGGAAUCACUUCUUUCAUCGGCAUCAUCGCGUCGUCUUCGUCGGCUGUGAUCUUCGGAGGUGAGAUGGUGUGGAAUCCUCUCGACCUCCUGAACAUGUUCCUAGAAGGAGCCAGCUCUGCCGAGCGCUUUGGCAUCUUCGUGAUCGCGACGGGGUUUGCUUUGGCCCAGCUCGGCACAAACAUCUCGGCCAACUCGGUCUCGGCUGGUACCGAUAUGACCGCGCUGCUGCCCCGGUACAUCACGAUCCGACGUGGUAGCUAUGUCUGCGCCGCCGUGGGCUUAGCCAUGUGCCCGUGGAACCUGGUUUCCUCGUCCAACCAAUUCACCACCUACCUCUCUGCCUAUUCCAUCUUCCUGUCAUCCAUCGCUGGACCGAUGCUAUGCGACUACUACGUUGUUCGCAAGGGUUACCUACAAGUCAAGGACCUGUACUCGGCCCGGAAGGACUCGCCCUACCGAUACGUAUACGGCUUCUCCUGGCAGGCCUACGCCUCCUACCUGGCGGGCAUCCUCAUCAACAUCGUCGGGUUCGCCGGCGCCGUCGGCCGCACCGUGCCCGUAGGCGCCCAGUACAUCUAUAACAUUAACUAUGUCUCCGGCGUGACCGUCUCCUUCAUCCUGUACUAUAUUCUGACCCGUCUUUUCCCGGUGCCGGCCACCAGCGAGACCUGGAACGAGGUUGACGUGGACGUCGACAACCUGUCCAUCGCCUACGGCGAGGAAGUCGACUCCUACCCAUACGAAGUAGACGCCGCCCCGAAGACGGACGAUGCCGGAUAUGCAUCGUCUCCUGAUCAAAAGGGAGCCAAGGCGGGAUCUGCCGCCGCCAUUUGA